This is a messenger RNA of Rangifer tarandus platyrhynchus (Svalbard reindeer), 366 nucleotides long. NCBI's taxonomy places the organism in Eukaryota, Metazoa, Chordata, Mammalia, Artiodactyla, Cervidae. The record is from the annotation of a GenBank genome assembly.
AUGAAGUCAGCUACAGAGAUUAUGAGACCAAAGACAUGGCGCUGUUGGCUUGUCACAGGGUCCCCUAAAAACCCAGAACAGAAGAUCAUUAAGAGAGUGAUUGCUCUUGAAGGAGAUAUUGUAAAAACUAUGGGACACAAAAACCGCUAUGUCAAAGUCCCCCGUGGUCACAUCUGGGUUGAAGGUGAUCAUCAUGGGCACAGUUUUGACAGUAAUUCAUUUGGGCCGGUUUCCCUAGGACUCCUGCAUGCCCAUGCUACACAUAUCCUGUGGCCUCCAGAGCGCUGGCAGAAAUUAGAGUCUGUUCUUCCUCCAGAGCGCUCGCCGGUUCAGAGUGAAGAGGACUGCUUUCAAGGAUCCCCCUAA